Pocillopora damicornis (cauliflower coral) is the source of this 3077-nucleotide messenger RNA. RefSeq lists its product as uncharacterized. Lineage: Eukaryota; Metazoa; Cnidaria; Anthozoa; Scleractinia; Pocilloporidae. The record is from RefSeq and is a predicted model, not a curated record.
AGUGAAUCUAGGAUUUAGGGAAUCGCUACGAACUACGCGAUCAUGCAUUUAAUAAUACUUCUUCCUCUCCUAAUGAUUGAUUGUGGAAGAAAAUAGUAAUGAUAUAAUGCUAUUUUAUGUGCCGUUAUUAAAAAGAUUUGUAUUCACAUUUAGCUUACUGGCAAAAAUUCCGCGAAAAUUACUCAAAAGAAAUAUAUCUCGGUAGUUAUUUUUGAGAACCACAAAAUACUUAAACAAAAUCAAGAAACUGCUGCAGGACCUCAAGGCUCCUUUAAUCAGUACGAUCUUGUACAUAUCAGGUUUGAACUUUUCGUGGAGAACAAGUGCUGGAGCUUACAUGACGUAUUUUUAAUUUGACCGCUGUACUAUAAACUUGUGUGUUCACUCUCGACGAACACCACCCGGAAAAGUUGAAGUAAGCGGUACAUCCCAGUGAUGUCGAAAGCACACAACUACACUGAGAUCUUUUAAAAACAGAAAUAAGGAAUUUUUGAGACAUGGUUAAAUCAUCCUUCGCUUUUUUUGUCUAUGUAUUACAUUUAUUUGUUGCUGUGAGUCAUUCUGGGUGCUCAUAUCAGAGCGACUGUCAAUCCAACUACGUUUGCUGCAGCCAUCAGUGUAUUUACGACUCUUCUUGCGUCGGAAGGAAUUGCGCUUCUCAGUCAGACUGUGCGAGCGAGGAAGUGUGUUGCGGCAGUGAUUGCAGAUAUGGCAGUGACUGCAAUGGGUUCCCUUGUAACGCCGACAGCGAUUGUGGUCAGUUUAAUCUUAACUGUUGUGAUGGCACUUGUCAAUAUAACGACUGCAAUGACGCCGCGGUUUUCUUUGGUUUAAUAUUUGGAUCACUUGUCGUGCUUUUCAUGUUCCUUAUGUGUAUUUCCUUUGCUUGUCGUCGUCGAAGAGCACUUGAUCGUGGCAGGAUAAUCGUCGGCCAAAGAGUGACAACGACUACUACAGUAAGAUCUGCAAUGCAGAGUAGCUCACCCUACCCCGAACAGAAUCCACCCACCUACCAACAAGGCUACCCAAACUACCCCCCUCCACAGUAUGAGCAGCAUCAGACAAAUAGGCCUCAGCCCUACAACCCUGAACCAAGCACAGCAAGUGAACAACCUCCCCCUUAUAGUGGAGGACCUCACGGCACUUCAGGGGGAGUUUACACUCGACGUCAAAGUCCAAAAUCCGCUUGGAGUGACGUCAAAGGCUUACAAGAAUCCCCUAGGAAUUGUGGGACAUCUGGUGUUGACACUCCACAAAGUGAAGAGGAAGCAAGAAGAGAUCGUGUUAACGGGAAAAUACGGUUUUUUCGAGAGAUGAUCAGAUCUUCUUUCGUGGUUUUUGUCCUUGUUAGCCAUUACUUUGUUACAGUGACUCCUGCUUGGUGCUCAUCUGGGGCAUCUGGAUGCUCUUUCAACCAAGUUUGCUGCAACCAUGAGUGUCAAUUCGGCUCUUCUUGUGUUGGAUUGAGUUGCACUUCUCAGAACGACUGUGGUAGCACGGAAAGUUGUUGCAACAAUGAAUGUACAGCGGAAACCGACUGCUCAGGAUCGGAUUGUAGUUCCGACCUCGAUUGUGGUCAGUCAAAUAUCGUCUGUUGUAAUGGAGUUUGUCAAUAUAAUCGUUUUAAUUGGAACCCGAUAAUUUGGUUAACAUCUGGAUUACUAGCUGUGAUCUUCAUGAUUACUGUGUGCAUUUUCUGCGCUUGUCGCCGUCGAAGAACACUUCAUCGCGGCAGAAUUAUUGUUGGGCAGAGAGUAACAACGACAACUACGAUAAGAUCUGCACCAGCGAGCACCCAACCUUACCCCACACAGGCACAACCUUACCAACAAGGCCACCCAUACUAUCCCCCUCCACAGUAUGAGCAGCAUCAGACAAACAGACCUCCACCCUACAACCCUGGACCAAGCACAGCGAGUGAGCAACCUCCCCCUUAUACAGAAGGACCACAGGGAGGAGCAGGGAGAAUUUACACUCCCAAACCUUCAUAUGGUGCAGUAGCAUCAGCGCCACCUAUGUAAGGCAAUGAAUUGUUUUACCUCAACCUGGUUAUAUAACUCUAAAAACUUUUACAUAUCUUUAAGAACAUAAACCCUUGGAUUAUCUGAAACUGUUUUGAUAGAAUUUUUUAUGCAACUGAUGAAAAGGAAAAGGUAAAAUGGUGUGGCUUAUGUUACUUUACCUCAGCCAAGCGUUUACAGAAAAACCUGAUCAUUUUGUAGUCAAUAUGUGACCAAGCCAUUGGAACAACAGGUGAAAAGUGAGGUAGUGUGGGAAAUUUAUUAAUGUUGUUUGAAACUAAGAGUAGAGUUCAAAGUUCAUGUGAAGUCCACUGUUUAGAGCUCAAAUGUACACUUUGAAUUUGAAUUUGGCUCAGGAUUUGAAGUUUGAAUUAUUAAUUAUCAAAGAAAAAUGAAGUUUUGCAAGGAAUUGUGCAAGUGAAAACUAAUUUUUUUCUUGUCAGUCUUGUUUGCUAGUAGCACCAUGGUCAAAUUCAACCUAAAAACUGAAUUUAGGAUGGUAGUAUCUGAAAGAAGUAAAAGCAUUUUUCUUGUUUUAAUUGACUUCAGCUACUUGAAUCCUUUGUGUUAAAAUUGCAUAUUUAAAUAUUUUAUGUAUAGAGAUUGAAUUGUACAUUUAACUUGGUCCACUCUAGCUGGCUAAUGAGUUAGUGUAUUUGUUCAAUGGAAUUGUUGUUUGAAAAAGCUAGAACUUUAAACUUGAAAAUCAAUUUGUUAUAACUGUGGGCUAAGGCUAGUGAACCUCCUCAUUCUAUAAAUGGUGGCUGUAAUUUCAUAGGAUUUUAAAUGAAGGAACUGUUAAUAUUACAGCCAGUCUGCCCCAGGUUCUCAAUCAGUGAAGAAAAGCAAAAGAGUGGGUUGGCCAAAAACAGCAUUCAGUAGAUAGAUGGGAGUGCAAGCCAUUUUCCUUACAUAUAUGGCUGUUACUUCCACUGGCAUGAAAAUUUUGCACACUUCUUCACUUUUUUUCUCUCUUUGAGAACUUGGCACAGGUUUGUAACAAACUGGCCCUAAUACAAACUGAAAUAUAAUUAAAUUACAAAAUCAAUUAUUCAA